CUUUACGGCAGGCCGCAUUCCAUGCCUCCAAUAUGGCGUCCUCCGCAUAGGCAGCGGCUGUGGUUUCUACCCCGGGUGGCCGGGGGCAGUGCUGAGCUGGGGCUGUUGUUUGCCCAGACUGGGCCGCAGAAAGCAGCAGUUAAAGUUCGUUUCUGGUCACUGCUCCAGGAAGCCACCCUCCUCUGAGGGUCAAGAAUUGCCGCUUCCUUUUAGUUACUGCAAGUUCCUCCUCUGCCCCUGCGUUGUUUCCCGCGCCACCUCUGGAUACCCCCAGGUCCCAGACCCUUCCAGACUCAAACCAUGAACCUUCGGCAGCUGCUGUUGCACUUGCCCCGUUAUCUCGGAGCCUCGGGUUCCCCGCGUCGCCUGUGGUGGUCCCCGUCCCUCGACACCAUCUCCUCGGUGGGCUCUUGGCGUGGUCAGUCCUCCAAGUCCCCAGCCCACUGGAAUCAGGUAGUGUCAGAGGCGGAGAAGAUCGUGGGGUACCCCACGUCCUUCAUGAGCCUUCGCUGCCUGCUGAGCGACGAGCUCAGCAACAUCGCUAUGCAGGUGCGGAAGCUGGUGGGCACUCAGCACCCUCUGCUUACCACAGCCAGGGGGCUUGUACAUGACAGCCGGAAUAGCCUCCAGUUGAGGGGCUUGGUGGUGCUCCUUAUCUCUAAAGCAGCUGGGCCCAGCAGCGUGAACACUUCAUGUCAGAACUAUGACAUGGUCAGUGGGAUCUACUCAUGUCAAAGAAGUUUGGCAGAGAUCACAGAGCUUAUUCAUACUGCUCUCCUUGUACAUCGUGGGAUAGUAAAUUUAAAUGAGUUGCAAUCAUCUGAUGGUCCACUGAAAGACAUGCAAUUUGGAAAUAAAAUUGCUAUCCUGAGUGGAGACUUUCUUCUAGCAAAUGCCUGCAAUGGACUUGCUCUGCUACAGAACACCAAGGUUGUGGAACUUUUAGCAAGUGCUCUCAUGGACUUGGUACAAGGAGUAUAUCACGAAAAUUCUACUUCAAAGGAAAGUUAUAUCACAGAUGAUAUUGGAAUAUCGACUUGGAAGGAGCAGACUUUUCUCUCCCAUGGUGCCUUACUAGCAAAGAGCUGCCAAGCUGCAAUGGAAUUAGCAAAGCAUGAUGCUGAGGUUCAGGAUAUGGCAUUUCAGUAUGGGAAGCACAUGGCCAUGAGUCAUAAGGCUCAAGAAAAAGGAAGAUUGGACUAUGCUAAGUUGCGAGAAAGAAUCAAAGCUGGCAAAGGUGUGACUUCAGCUAUUGACCUGUGUCGUUACCAUGGAAACAAGGCACUGGAGGCCCUGGAGAGCUUUCCUCCCUCGGAGGCCAGAUCUGCUUUAGAAAACAUUGUGUUUGCUGUGACCAGAUUUUCAUGACAUCAAAUUAAAAAGACACUAUUGUUAGCUGAAAAUCCUAGGGAAUGAGGUGAUGGGGAGAGCUUUCAUGAAGCAUUAAUGACUUUUAAAACAUAUGCAUUUUUCCUUCCUUUUAUCACGUUGCUAAAUGAGUUCUGCUUGCUUUUUGGAACUGCUACAAACAAAAUUAGAAGAAAAAAAGGUCAAGCAGUUUUCACUUGUCACGCCAGAAGCACACUUGAGGCUGCAGUCGCAGAAAUAAUUAAUGAGAUUCGCUCCUGUGACCUCAGCAAAUGGACAGGAAAUAAGUCCUUAUUGAUUGGACCGAGCCAGGGAUGGCGCCAGGGCGGUGGCCUGUGGUUUUCCUUCUAGAGAGGACAAAGCAAGCUGGAAGCUGCAGGUGUCAAGAGAAACGCUCUCAAUACCAACCAGGGAGGACUGUCAAAUCAAAAACUAGUGACCAAUUUGUCAUAAUGGAGAGUAGUAGUUCAAUGGAUUAAGAAAAAUAUGUGUUAUUUGUUUUCUUGCAAUUAUGUCUGUGGAAUUUUUUUUUUUUUUUUAAGAUGGAGUUUUGCUCUUGUUGCCCAGGCUGGAGUGAAAUGGUGCAGUUUUGGCUCACUGCAGCCUCCGCUUCCUGGGUUCAAGCGAUUCACCUGCCUCAGCCUCCCGAGUAGCUGGAAUCACAGGCACCUGCCACCAUGCCUGGCUAAUUUUGUAUUUUUAGUAGAGAUGGGGUUUCACUGUGUUGGCCAGGCCGGUCUCGAACUGCUGACCUCAGGUGAUCCGCCUGCCUUGGCCUCCCAAAGUGCUGGGAUUACAGGUGUGAGCCACUGCACCUGGCCCCAUGUCUCUGGAUUUAUAAUGUAGUAUGAAUAUACUUUGUGCUUUAUGGUUUUUAUAAUGUCUUUUUGGAGAAAUUGCUGAAAAGUUGCCAAAUAUUUGAAGUAGGAGAUUAAAAUGUUAUCAAAUGUUAAAUUGGUUAUAUUAGGAAUACUCUGUUUUUCUUUCUUGAAGAUCAGUUUUUAUUUUUUUCAAACACAUUUCAAAGAACCAAAAUUUUUUUUUUUUUUUUUUAAAGAAAAAGGAGCUUUUUUCAAGUGAAAUGUAUUCAUUUGCAAUACUUUGGUUUAAGGAAUACUUUAAUUUUUACGAGUUUCAGAAACAGAAUUUUUGUACUAGAGAAUUCAUUGGUGAGAGUGUUCUUUUAACCUCAGAAUGUCAAAUUUUGGUCUUGAACCACAGACAUCCAAUUACAGAAAGAAUAUAAGCAAUCUGACAGGCCUGCAAUCGGACACUGUCUCUGUGUGGUUCAUAGGAGAUGAUUUUUGAGGUUUGCACUCAUGCAAUUUGAGAACACCGUUGACAAGAAGGCUGAGUUUACAUAAAUGAUCUAGAUUGAAACUCAGCUACCUUUCUUCCUCAUGUGGUGUAAUUACAGCCCUAUCUGGAGACAGCGAACACAGCAAACAGAUUUUAUUACCUAGUUCACUCAAACACUAAAUGAAGUUAUUUUAGUUAAAGCCCUCCCCCAAAAGUUACAAAAUCAUUUUAUCAGGGCCCAACAUGUGGCAUGCAAUGAAGAGAAAAUGUAAAGCUACAGAGGUUAAUGUAUUGUAUUAUAAAAUAUUUUAAGUGUACUCGAAAUAUCGUAAUUGUACAGUUUAUGCCACUAUAAUUUAAGGCCUAUAGAUUUAGCUUAAGAGAACACUCUUCUGUUUGAAAUGCCUUCUCUCACUGAAACUGGCUUAAUUAGUAACCAUGGAUAAGAUGCUUUAGAUCAGACUAGGUUUUAAUCAUUAACUUCCACAAAGAAGAGUCAUGCUUUGCGUUCGGUGUGCUGGUUGGAUGUGCAGGAACUCCAGCAAAUGGUGCAUUUUGCUAAGCAGAUGGUCGGGCACUGCAGGGCACCAGGCAGGAUCCUAGGGUGACUCUCAUUCUGCGUUAGCAUCUGGUUUGCUGUAUGACCUUGCACAAGUCACUUCCCUCUGAGCCUCAAUUUUCUCAUCUGUAAAAUGAGAUUCAAAAGUUGACCUGAAAGUCAACUGUGAAAAAAAAAAAAAGAGAGAUUAAACAAGAUAAUCAUGAAAGUC
Macaca mulatta (Rhesus monkey) is the source of this 3437-nucleotide messenger RNA. Lineage: Eukaryota; Metazoa; Chordata; Mammalia; Primates; Cercopithecidae. The record is from RefSeq and is a predicted model, not a curated record.